ACCGGUGACCCAGUCUUGCAGCACUAUGCCUCCCAAGAAAACAGGAGACACAAAGAAGAGCAAAGUGAAGAAAGAGAAAGCGGAUGACGGCGCUCAGGAUGGUGAAAAUGAAUCACGCAAGCGGGACGUCAAAACACGCAAGGCGGCAGCAGAACAGACACAGGCCCAACCAACACAAGUCCCUCAAGUGGCACAAUGUGCACGAGGUGGAGCAGCGGUGGUAGCAAAAUGGGUUCAACGAGCACUUGAUAUGGGAGUGGAUGCUUUGCGAGGAGAAUACCGUUCACUGGCUAGAUACACGUUACCAGAAAUGACAUGCGAAGCGUUUAAGGCUAACCAAGAAGCAGGAAGAAAUAGAUAUCAGGAUGUGCCCUGUCAAGACCAAUUUCGGGUGGUGUUGAAGUGGCCUGGCGCACCCACCGAUUACGUACAUGCGAAUUACGUUGGCACACCAGUAUCAGAAAAGCGGUUUAUUUGCGCACAAGGACCACUGGACGGUACGAUCCCAGAAUUCUGGAUGAUGGUGCUGCAAGAAGAAUCAGAAACUAUAAUCAUGCUAACCAACUGCAUUGAACGGGGCAAAUUCAAAUGCUCGGCAUACUGGCCAGAUCGCGUCGGAGAAACAAAGACAUUUUCUGGAAUAGAGAUAACCAACUUACAGAUUAGAGCAAUGUCACCAGAUGAACCAUCAGUCGCCCUAAGCAUAUUGAGCGUAAAAUUUCCUAAAGACGGCGGUUUUGAAACAAGAGAAGUUCGACAUUAUCAGUGGCUAGAUUGGCCUGAUCGUGGAGUACCACCAAUUCGUCUUACAAGCAUGGAACUGCUUUCGCGAGUGCGAGGAACAAGGAAGCCUAUAAUUGUGCACUGUUCAGCAGGAAUUGGGAGGACGGGUACCAUUGUCGCGAUUGAGUAUAUUCUGGAACGUAUGCAAGCAGGAGUCGAGUGUGCUGCAAUGUGUGAACUAUUGAAAGAACUGAGGAAUCAUCGCGCAUACUCCAUACAAAACGAUUUGCAGUAUCUUUAUGUUCAUCGUGUUAUCCUCUGUUAUUUUCUUGAGAAACACAGAAACAGGUACGCAUCCAUCCUGCACGAUGAAAAUAAAUCAAAAUAUGCAAAGUUUAUCUCUGAAUACAAUGCGGCGACGGGAACGCAAUAGUGGGAAAACAUUAAUGGACUUCAUUUAAUGAAAUAAUGAAUGGCCAAGAAAUCUUUGCUCUCAAAGUAAUAAAUGUUUGAUAGUGCCACUGUCAUAAGUCAUUAAUAAAGG
Messenger RNA from Cylicocyclus nassatus, 1267 nucleotides. Lineage: Eukaryota; Metazoa; Nematoda; Chromadorea; Rhabditida; Strongylidae. The record is from the annotation of a GenBank genome assembly.